AUGGAGAAAGGAGAUUCGGGGCAGAAGCUGCACACAAAGAUGCGGCUAUGGGAAUUUCCGAACCAGUAUGUGAUUGAACCAAUUGAAGGAUCAUCUUCUCGAUCUCCACUCUCAAUUAGUAGAAAAGAUGGCACCAUGAAGCUCAUUGAUGGCAUCCCUGAAUGCAGCACCCUUCGAGUCCCUAAGAUCAUGACCAUUUUUGGUGUCAUUGGCAUGCUAAAGAUCUUGGCUGGAUCAUAUUUGCUGGUAAUAACUGGGCGUGAAUGUGUUGGAACACACAUGGGGCAUCCAAUUUACAAGAUAUCAUCAAUGAAGGUUUUUGCAUGUGAUCAAACUCUUAACAAUACCCCUGCUGAGCAAAAGAAAACAGAGAUGGAAUUUUCUAGGUUAAUAACUGUUGCUGAGAAGACAUAUGGCCUAUUCUUCUCAUAUGACACUAAUUUAACUUUGAGUGUCCAACGACUGAAUGAAUUGGGUAAUGAAUCUAAAUUGCUUCCUCUUUGGAGACAGGCAGAGCCUCGAUAUCUCUGGAACAAUUAUAUGUUGGAAAUGCUGAUUGAUCACAAGCUUGAUCCAUUCCUACUUCCUGUAGUUCAAGGCAGCUUUCACCAUUUUCAAGCAGCAAUUGGGAAAGAUAUCAUUGACAUCACUUUGAUUGCUAGGAGAUGCACAAGAAGAAAUGGAACUCGGAUGUGGAGAAGAGGGGCUGAUGCUGAUGGUUAUUGUGCUAAUUUUGUGGAAUCAGAGCAAGUUAUGCAGUUCAAUGGCUAUACAGCAUCAUUUGUUCAGAUUCGCGGAUCGAUGCCAUUCCAAUGGGAGCAAAUUGUUGACUUAACAUACAAGCCAAAGUUUGAGAUAUUGAAACCUGAUGAAGCUCCUCGAGUCAUGGAGCGUCAUUUCUUAGAUUUGAGAAAAAAAUAUGGGAGUGUGGUAGCUAUUGAUCUUGUCAACACGCAUGGAGGAGAGGGGAGGUUAUAUGAAAAAUUUUCAACCACGGCGCAGCAGGUGGCAGGUGAUGAUGUAAGAUAUAUACACUUUGAUUUCCAUGGCACAUGUGGUCACAUUCAUUUUGAUCGUCUCUCAAUCCUCUAUGAUCAAAUUUCAGAUUUUCUUGAGAGAAACGGAUAUCUUCUGUUGAAUGAAAAGGGAGAGAAAAUGAAGGAGCAACUUGGGGUUGUUAGGACCAACUGUGUUGAUUGUUUAGACCGUACAAAUGUUACUCAGAGCAUGAUUGGACGGAAUAUGCUGGAAUACCAGCUUAGAAGACUUGGUGUCUUUGGAGCUGAAGAAACAAUUAGUUCACAUCCAAAUCUGGAUGAUAAAUUUAAGAUCUUGUGGGCAGAUCAUGGUGAUGACAUUAGUAUUCAAUAUUCAGGCACUCCUGCUCUGAAAGGAGAUUUUACCAGAUUUGGACACCGCACUGUUCAAGGCAUACUAACUGAUGGUUGGAAUGCUCUUAUGCGUUAUUAUUUGAAUAAUUUCGCUGAUGGAACAAAGCAGGAUGCAAUUGAUCUCAUGCAAGGACAUUACAUAAUCUCUGUUGGAAGAGAUAUGACUCCAACUUCUCAGAAUGGAGGCAUUGAAUCUAUUGCUUCUUUUCCUCUGGCUCUAGGCCUGGUUUUGACCGGAUUCUUUUUCGCUACCAUGUCCUUGAGACAAGUUCGAUACGAUUUUCGGCACUUCUUCCUUUCACUAAUGUGGGCAGGAAUUAGUAUUGGGAUAGCAGCGUUCGUGAGGGCGAACGGCCGAGUUUUCUGCAACAGGCCACGCCUACACAAGCCGCGGUCUUAG
Molecule: messenger RNA, 1791 nt
Organism: Arachis stenosperma
Lineage: Eukaryota; Viridiplantae; Streptophyta; Magnoliopsida; Fabales; Fabaceae
Product: phosphoinositide phosphatase SAC7-like
Exons: 19
Coding region: 1-1791 (596 amino acids)
Biological process (GO): phosphatidylinositol dephosphorylation
Cellular component (GO): endoplasmic reticulum
Molecular function (GO): phosphatidylinositol-4-phosphate phosphatase activity
Source: RefSeq, a predicted model, not a curated record